AUGGAGAAAUUGGACCAGCUAGCAAAGCGGUUUAGCAACAGAGCUGGUCUCCUGGACGACUGGCUGAACAGCACGGAGAAACUCAUGGAGGAUCUCCUCAACCAUCCGGGUACGCAGGCCGGCGCGGCGAAGAAAGCCGACGCACUAGCUGCGGAGGUUGAAAGCAAGGCAGGUUAUCCCACACGCUGUCCUCGGACCCUUGUCUGCGUCCUCUCCCCGUUUUAUUUUCUAUUAAAGUUUUGCAUAAAAUGA
Messenger RNA from Dibothriocephalus latus, 252 nucleotides. Lineage: Eukaryota; Metazoa; Platyhelminthes; Cestoda; Diphyllobothriidea; Diphyllobothriidae. The record is from the annotation of a GenBank genome assembly.